Eublepharis macularius is the source of this 3743-nucleotide messenger RNA. It is a transcript of the gene YIPF7, whose product is annotated as Yip1 domain family member 7. The transcript is spliced from 6 exons. The record is from RefSeq and is a predicted model, not a curated record. Gene Ontology annotation, cellular component: trans-Golgi network. Gene Ontology annotation, biological process: vesicle fusion with Golgi apparatus; endoplasmic reticulum to Golgi vesicle-mediated transport. NCBI's taxonomy places the organism in Eukaryota, Metazoa, Chordata, Lepidosauria, Squamata, Eublepharidae. The coding region runs from base 67 to 840 and encodes 257 amino acids.
UUGACUCGCUUCCCUUCAUGUAAGCUGCAUUGAUGGUAGGAAAUUUUCAUCUACAACAGUGAGAGAAUGUCAGACUUCGAGCAAUUUGAGAUAGACUUUUACCAGUCAAACUAUAAUGUCAGUGAUCAAAACCAAGAUUACAGUGGGCGUGGAACCACUGGAAGUGUUCAUGGAAGCAAAAGGGGUCAAACAGGGGAUGCGCUACAAUCAAAUGCAUCCACUCAUCCAGAAAUGCAUUCAUUAUCUCAGCCAUACACAGGCCAGAUUUUUCAGCCAGCAAAUGCUUCUGAAUUUCCAUCUGAUAACACUUAUCCUGACAGCUUUGAUGAAGAACCUCCUUUGCUUGAAGAACUAGGGAUCAACUUUGAUCACAUCUGGCAAAAAACAUUAACAGUUCUGAACCCAAUUAAACCAGCAGAUGGCAGCAUUAUGAAUGAGACUGACUUGACGGGGCCGAUGGUUUUCUGCUUGGGCCUGGGAGCCACUUUGCUGCUGGCAGGAAAAGUUCACUUUGGUUAUGUGUAUGGCAUGAGUGCUACGGGAUGCAUCGCAAUCCAUGCUUUGUUGAACCUGAUGAGCAUAGCAAGUGUUUCAUAUGGAUGCGUGGCCAGUGUACUAGGCUACUGCCUGCUGCCGAUGGUGAUCCUGUCCAGCUAUGCAGUGUUUUUCUCCCUACAGGGGAUUCUAGGAACUCUGCUAGCGCUGAUCAUUAUUGGAUGGUGCAGCCUCUCCGCCUCCAAAAUAUUCACUUCCGCGUUGGCGAUGGAAGGCCAGCAGCUUCUGGUAGCCUACCCCUGUGCUUUACUCUAUGGCCUGUUUGCACUUAUGACUGUUUUCUGAGCUGCAUUUUCUAGCUAUUGUACCUCGUCUACAUAUCAAAUUGCAUGAUUGAAAACCAGUUAUAGGAAAUCUUUUAGUGUUGUUGCAGAGAAAUGGUCAAAUUAAAGCAAGGGAUGCAGAGGUGCAGAAGAAUGGGGGUUAUGCCAAUUUACUUUCCCUAAAUCAGAUGGCUGGACUAAGAGAGAGGGAGAGAGAGAAGCUUAGGUAAACCAAGACUGAAUUUGUUGGUCAACAAACUCUGACUUCCUCAGACUCAAAUCUCCCCUCUAUGCCAAUGACUCAGCUAAUGGAACCCUAUGGGAUGAUUAUAAAGAUUACAAAUGCUCAGAAGUUGCUUCCAAAAAAGAAAAUGCUGUGAGUAUAUAAUGCCUUAGCUGUAAGUAGGGGUAUAUGCUGUUUGUGGGAAAGAAUGUAGCAGAUAAAUGAGUCAAGAGCACUCACAUCAGUUGUUGCAUUGUGGCUCAGUUCAGACAUUAUACAAAAGUAGCAACAAAGCCCACUGUGAGAAAAAAUACAACAGGCUCUAUAAAGGGGAGGGUGGGCAGGCAGACAUUGCCUCCUCCUCCAUGCCUGAUCCCAGUUGGGUGAUGGCGGGAGGUGGGAAUUGCCAACUGUUCCCCUCUUGAUCCUGGCUAGGUGAAGUUGGGGGGGGGCAUUGCCACCUAAUCUACACCUUCACCUGGCUGGGUGAAGGAGGUGGGCAUUGCUGCCAUCUGUGCUCUUGAUCCCAGCUGGGUGAAGGCAUGGGUGGGCAUUGCUAUCUGCUCAUCUCCUGAUCCUGGCCUGGUGCAGACAGGGAGCGGGCAUUGCCACCUGAUCCACUCCCAAUCCCAGCCGGAUGAAGGCGGGGAGUGGGCAUUGCCACCUGCUCUGUGCCUGAUCCUGAUCAGGUGAAGGCAGGCGGUGGGCAUUGCCACCUUCUCUGCUCCUGAUCCCAGCCACCUGAUCCAUUGCCACCUGCUCCAAGCCUGAUUCUGGCAGAGUGAAGGUGGGUGGGCAUUGCUGCCUGCUCUGCUCCUGCUCCUGACCGGGUAGAGGGGGGAGCAGGCAUUGCCACCUGCUCUGCUCCUGAUCCCGGCUGUGUGAAGGCAGGGAGUGGUCAUUGUCACCUGCUCCAAGCCUGAUUCUGGCAGAGUGAAGGAGGGCGGGCAUUACUGCCUGCUCUGCUCCUGAUCCUGACUGGGUAGAGGGGGGAGCAGGCAUUGCCACCUGCUCCGCUCCUGAUCUCAGCCUGGGUUUCCUGCUGCAGCAGCGCUCUCUGCUGGUGCAUCAAGGUAGGAAGUGAGUUAUCUAGAAUACACUUACUCUUUUAUAUAGUAAGAUCAUGUUUUAUUCUUUGGUUAGUUUGCGAAGCCAGCCUGUAUAUUUCCAGGUGUGGUUUAACAAAUGCUGAGUUCAUCACCUACACUCUUUCUCUUACCUCCCCAAUAGAGAUCUGGCUACUAUCCUGGCCAGCCCUGCAGUGAUGGGAACAAGUCAGGUUCUCUGUAUUAGCACACUACAUAAAACCAUAGUUAAGACUGACUGUGGUUGCCAUCAGUGCCAUCCUAAGCAGAGUUACACCUUUCUACGUUCAUUGAAGUCAGUGAGUUUAGAAGGGUAUAACAGUGCUUAGGUCUGCACUUUAAACCAACCUCAGGCCAUGGUUUCUCUAAUCACAGUUAGUGGAUUGAUGGACAUACCAAUAAUUAGCUAACCAUGGUUUAAUGAAGCCAUGUUUUUACAUGAUGCCUGAAGCAAGCCCCUGUGUGUGAAUAUUGAUGGUGCAUGAGAGAGCGAAAGAGAGAGAGGUGUCAACAGUGUGACCCUAAUUGUGAAAGUAAAGUGAGUGGGAAUUGUAGAUGAAAGUGGUACUGUGUGAGAGCAUUAAACAGUCAAAAGAAGGUCUAACAUGGAAGGAAGCUUAUAUGUGCGAAUGCGUGCUGUGCGCCACUCAACCAAGUCACAUCUUAAUGCUUUCUGUUUCUCCCCCACCCAGUAAUGCAUUAAACUCCAUUAACAAAAUUAGAUUAUAUGAUUUACAUUUUAUUUGUUUAAUGGAUGAAAAUGAAAUAACACCAGGAAGAGAAUGUUAAUAAUUGCACAGCAAAAGCAUUAAGCGAUGAAUGUUUCCUUUUAAAAGCAUUUUACUGAGUGAACUGUAAAAAAAGCUAUAUAAAGUACUUGAAUUUUUUUUUGAAAAAAACAUUAAAAAGCACACCUUGCUUUUUGUAUCAUUUGGAUACGAAAUGUGAAUGCGUGAGGUUUUCCGUUCUGCAGUUCUAGAUGCCAUUGCUGUUUUCAUACAGGUUAUUUGCCCUGGGUGCAAUGCUGCUAAGAAGCAGGGUAUUUUGCUUGUUUCCCCACAGCAUUCAUGCAUUUCCAGGGUUUCCUCCACCUUUUCUCUGAUAUUUCCCAAACCCUUUUUUGUUGUGUAGUUUUGGGAACCUGGAUGGCUGUUCUGUGGGUGGGAAACUUUGGAUUUCCCAGUCUCUCCUACACGACAGCCCUUUCUACUGAGUUGGGGUCUUUUUUAUCAGCAAUUUAUUAUCAAUAUAUCAUUACGUUAUACCUUUUCUUUCCUUUUUCCUUUAGAAUCUCCUUGAUAGGUAGAUCUUGAGCAGUGGAGUUAUUUCAACCUAUUGCUUAAGGAACAUAAAGACCGAUAUAAAUUUUGCAACUGCCAGCGUAACUUUAGGAUCCCCGUGACUCAAUAAAAAGGCACUACCUCAGACGCAGAUACUCCAGGCCAAUCAGAUAAAAGAGGAAUAAUAUAACACAAUUGAAGAUCCUCAAAAAAGGGACAAUCCAAUAACAUGCUCUAAAGAAUCCAUUGAACAAGAGGGACACAAAGAGAUGCUUGCUGGGUAAGAUAAUGUAACAUAUCUGCACAGGGCUUUUUUUCUGGGGAAAGAGGUGGUGGA